AUGUCUCAGAGCACCACCGUCCACGUGUCGGGCAUUGCGCCCACGACCACCGAAAAGGAGGUCCACGAUUUCUUCAGCUUCUGCGGCAAGAUUAUUUCGCUCUCUCUGACUCCUGUCUCUGGGGAGGCUGAUGCUCCCAAGUCGGCGUCUGUGACGUUUGAGAAGGACGCAGCUGCCAAGACUGCACUGCUUCUGGACCACACCCAGCUCGGCAGCUCGUCGGUGCACGUGGAAGCGGCGCCGACGAUCGAGCAGCUGGCAGGCACGCAGGCGGCGAGCGCGGGGCAGGCCCGGGAUGAAUACCAGCACGAUCUGGAGCAGGAGGACAAGCCGCGGUCGCGGAUUGUAGCCGAGUAUCUGGCGCACGGGUACGUGAUCGGCGACAACGCGCUGCAGAAGGCGAUCGAGCUGGACCAGAAGCACGGCUUCUCGUCGCGCUUCCACGCCGCCCUCUCGGACUUUGACAAGAAGUACCAUGCGACGGACCGCGCGCGCGGCCUCGACGAGAGCUACAAGAUCACCGACAAGGCCACCAGCAGCUGGCGCGGCCUCAACUCCUACUUUGAAAAGGCCAUGGGCACCCCCUCCGGCAAGAAGGUCCGCGACUUCUACAUGCAGACCGACAAGCAGGUCCGCGACAUCCACACCGAGGCCCGUCGUCUUGCCGAUCUGAAGAGCGGCAAGCCCUCCGCCGAGGAGGAGAAGCCCGUCGUCCCUGCUGCUGCUGAGGCCGCGGGUGUUGCCCCCAGCACGGUUCCGGCUUCUGAGCCUGCUGGCACCGUUCCCCCUGCGGAGCAGGCGUAA
Messenger RNA from Penicilliopsis zonata CBS 506.65, 804 nucleotides. RefSeq lists its product as hypothetical. The transcript has 3 exons. The record is from RefSeq and is a predicted model, not a curated record. Lineage: Eukaryota; Fungi; Ascomycota; Eurotiomycetes; Eurotiales; Aspergillaceae. Gene Ontology annotation, molecular function: RNA binding. The coding region runs from base 1 to 804 and encodes 267 amino acids.